AUGCCCUUCGGUCUUACUAUUGGUACGGAGCGAGCGACAGCCCUCCAGAACGCGAUUCAAGAUGAGCUCAUCAAGCGGGGCUACAGCCCAGACGCCGGUUCGUAUCUCUUUUCAUCUCAUCUAUUCCUCUCCUUCUCUCGCCAUUCGGUGGUCGGAUACGAUGGGAUAUCGUUGGAUAGCGUUGGCAAAGCUCAUGGCAGUUAA
Stereum hirsutum FP-91666 SS1 is the source of this 204-nucleotide messenger RNA. RefSeq lists its product as uncharacterized. The coding region runs from base 1 to 204 and encodes 67 amino acids. The record is from RefSeq and is a predicted model, not a curated record. The transcript has 2 exons. Lineage: Eukaryota; Fungi; Basidiomycota; Agaricomycetes; Russulales; Stereaceae.